Molecule: messenger RNA, 1089 nt
Organism: Eurypyga helias (sunbittern)
Lineage: Eukaryota; Metazoa; Chordata; Aves; Eurypygiformes; Eurypygidae
Gene: NCEH1
Product: neutral cholesterol ester hydrolase 1
Exons: 4
Cellular component (GO): membrane
Molecular function (GO): carboxylic ester hydrolase activity
Source: RefSeq, a predicted model, not a curated record
UGUCAUCUGAUUCACUACCUGAGACUCAGCCAUCACUUGACAGUUCUAAAUUAUUUGAUUUGUACCUUUGACAAGCUGAAGUCUGUCUCCUCCGAAGACAUUAAGAUCACGGAUGCUGUUUUUGAUGGUGUGGAAGUCAGAGUGUUUGAACCUCCCGCCAAGCAAGAUGAAAGCCUCAAGCGCAGCGUUGUUUACAUCCACGGAGGGGGCUGGGCCUUGGCAAGCGCAAGAACAAGCCUUUAUAACAAUCUCUGCAGAAUUAUGGCUGAAUCUCUUAACGCUGUCGUUGUCUCAGUUGAAUACAGGCUGGUACCAGAGGUGUGCUUCCCCGAGCAAUUCCAUGAUGCUCUUCGUGCUACUAAGCAUUUUUUGCAGCCUGAUGUCUUAGCUGAGUAUUCCGUUGACCCAAGUCGAAUUGCCAUUUCUGGCGAUAGUGCAGGAGGAAAUUUGGCAGCUGCUGUGUGUCAGCAGCUUAGCAAAGAUGAGCAUUUGACCAUCAGACCGAAACUGCAGGCCUUAAUUUAUCCAGUUCUUCAGGCUUUUGACUUCAAUACACCUUCUUAUCAGCAAAACGUGAAUAUGCCCGUUCUUCCUCGUUCUGUCAUGAUCAACUACUGGAUAGAUUAUUUCAAUGGCAAUUAUGACUUGGCUCACUCACUGGUGAUUAACAACCACACUGCCCUUGACGUUGGCCAAGCUCUCUCUUUCAGAGGACGCCUGAACUGGACAUCUCUACUGCCUUCAUCGUUCAAAAAGAACUACAAGCCUGUAAUACAGACCACAGGCAAUGCUGAAAUCAUACAGGAGAUACCGGCACUGCUUGAUGUACGAGCCGUCCCACUCCUUGCAGAAAACGAAACUCUGCAGCUGCAGCCAAAGACUUACAUCCUGACCUGUGAGAACGACGUCCUGCGAGAUGACGGGGUGAUGUACGCCAAGCGCUUGGAGAACGCCGGCGUGGAAGUCACGCUCGAUCACUUCGAUGACUGCUUUCACGGCUGUAUGAUAUUCACCAUUUGGCCUACUGAUUUCUCUGCAGGCAUUCAGACCAGGAACAGCUAUAUCAAAUGGCUGGAUGAACACCUCUGA